CACAGAACGGCUUAUGUGAAGGUGUUCUUACCUCCUGUGCUUUUCGAUAGGGUCUGAACCUAUUCGGUUAGCACCACAGAGGAAGCCAGGUUAAGUAUAUCUCUCGAGGCGCGAACACGACACUAAGAUUUCAAACCAUUCCCGUCGAACUGGGGUGGGUACAUUGCCAAUAUUUAUAACCAGUAUUGCAUCUACAUUUUUCAUAAACUCUUCUGUUAUUACGCUUUUUAAAUUUGUGGUGGAGUUAUAGAAUAUUUAUCCCAUCCCCAUAUAGAUGACAUGCAUUUUGAAAUAUUGUCUAUGUUCAUCGAUUUCGGUAAUCUGACAAGAAUUAUUUUAUUCCAGAAAUCAGUAUUGUACUGAACCGCUUACAUUAUUUGAUGUACUGGAAAAUAGACCAUCAACGUUUCAUUUUUUUUCAAGCGGUUGAAAACAGACUUGGUUAGUCUAUUCAGCUUUGCUCUACACGUGGUCAUCUGUGACUCAAUCAACCAAAUUUACGACUGGUAAUCUUGUUGAAAAUGUGGAUAUCAUUGAUGCCAUCCAACAAGAAGGAAAUUUGAAUUCGACUUCAUUUGGUGUUAACUAUGUAUGCCUAGUCAGUUCUUAAAAGAGGAAGCACUAAAUUGUUUUACUACAGUGUUUAGUCAUCAUCAUGCUCAGAUGACUCGAAAGUGUAACUGGUGAGACUAUAAUUUAUGGACGACCUUCGAGUAAUGCUAAAGUGACCUAAUAACUAGGACCAAAUGAGAGUUAAAAACCAGUGUGAGAAAUUAGAAUUAUGAUUCACAGUUGAUGGUUAGAGUUAGGAAUUACAUUCAGGGUUUUCAUCACAAACUGAAAUCAGUUAUAAUGCCAAAACUCUAUUUAUACAAAUGGAUGGGUGAAUUUUGCACCGAAAUCUGGGACCUGUUAUCUUAUACCUGAUUGAUUCAUCCAUAAAUUAUAGUCUCGUCGUGUAAUUAAAUAGUGCAUUGUACCACUGGAAAGAUUAUAUUGGUCGGAUUGCGCGGCACUUACUCCGUUAAUUAGUUUCUAUUAGAUGGUUUUCAUGUUGGCAAAGUAAUGAGUUGAUUAAAAGUAGACAUUUUGUUGAAAACAUUUCCUUUUUCUGAAUAUAUUCGAUUAUUCACCAUGUUAAAUAGAUAACAUACUGUUGUUUCAACUGAACUGUUUGAUCAUUGUCGAAGUUUCAAGUGAUUAAUGAAGAGAUUUUAACUUGAGGAAUAAUGAAAACUUGAAUUAAAAAAUAAUUUUUCUUUAAAAAUAAACCAAAUACAUGCAAAUAAAGUACCAUAUUACCAAAAAACUUUCCAUUGUCUAACCCUUAGAACUCAUCUCUUAUUGAUUCGUAUAUUAUCUUUCAGUGGUAUAAAAUGACAAGUGUGUUAAAAAGAUGAGAACGAGCCAACAGAAUAUAAAUAUUCUAAUGUAAUAUAAUAAUUUAUGUUAACUUUUCUGCAUUUUCAGGAAUCAUAAAUUCUUUUGGUAAUUCUGCAGCAAGCAUUUUGGUAAGUUCUUCCUCAUCAGCAUCAUUUUCAUGUUCUUCAAAAUCACCAAAUCCCUUUUCUGUUAAGUCAUAAUUACUAUCAACCAGAUGAUUAGAGCAUAAUGCAUUUUCAUAAUUAAGUGAAUUUAAACAUCCAAGCAUAUAAUCAACAAUAUUUGGAUGUGGUAAAUGUUGAGUUGGAUGAUUCAGUACAAGCCAAUCACGAACAUAUAUCGGAUCACCUCUAGGAUCAUGUUUAUCAUCGGAAUCUUUUGGAGGUAACCAGAAUGGUCGGUAUUUGGUUGUUGUCUGUCUUGAUCUAUUGAAUUUUACUUCAGUUAUUAACCAAUUACACGUUUCUGGAGAGAAGUAUUGUUCAAAUGUUGAAAAUAUUUUUGAUUUACUUCUAAUAAAGCAAACUUUUGAUACUGUUGUCUGUGGUAAGAAUGGUUUAAUGGCUUGCCAAGCAACUUUGAAUGCAGGUCCUGGAUGAACACAGAUUGCUAAACCAAGGCGCUCUGGAUAAUGAACAGCCAUUAUUUUGGCACAUUCGUAACCAAGACGAGGAUGACAGCUGGUUGUAGUCAUGCCUAAAAAUUAAGAUGUUUCAACUAAUUACAGUGAUAAAUAAAAUACUUUCAUUAUAACAAUCCUCUGACUUUUGCGGACAUUUCAUAUAAUUGAAAUGCCCAACUUAAAUGCUUCUUAUCACCAAAAUUACGACAGUUACUAGACCCUUAAAUGUUUAUAUCAAUUAGACAAUAAAUGUGAAUUAAUGUCGUACCAAAUAGUGCUAUACUUUCAAUAAUGUAUACUUUCUGAUUAUACCAAGAAGGUAUAAAUCCAAUCGAAAAGUAAUUAGGCAUUUGAUGAUGUAAUUAAUUUCCCUUCUUUCUUAUCUUUGCAUCCUAAAACAUCAUGGAAUCCAAUGAAUUUUUUAAUGUUUGGUAAAGUUGAUUAAUUAAGUAUAUACUCUUCACGAAAUUACGCCACCGUACACCAAUGUCUUCAGUGAGCUGAUAUCUCACAAAAGACCUGGUUGAACUCCACUGGUAACGGCUUCUCACUAGCGCUCGCGCGCGAGACUGAUAGGUCCUGGGUUCGAAUCUCGAGGGGGGAACGUGGAUGCGCACUGCUAAGGAGGCGUCCCAUACUAAAAGGAAACGGCCGUCCAGUGCUUCCAGGUUUUCCAUGGUGGUCUAGCUUCAAUUGACUCAUGAUUUCAACUAUUGAAAUUUCUAAAAUCUCUACAAAACCCGUUUUGAUAAGUAUAUACUCUCUUCUGUGUUUCAUAUAUAAUUUCCGUUAUGCAAAGCCCAGUGUGUUAUAAUUCUAUCUUAUUACAACCCAGUUAUUUCUAUUGCUCAGUGUUCUUGGACACCAAUUCACUUGACAUGUCUUCAAAUCAGAACAUGGUUGAACAGGAAAGAGAUUAUAUUCAAAUAAGGUUAGAUGGAAGUAAGAAGCACAAUAGUUAAAACGUUAGUACGGUGUUCUCCAAGUAUCGACUAGCGCUGAUAGGUUAAGAAUUAGUCAAGUAACAUGCAGCAACGCAAUCGUGCAUAGAGCAUACUUCAAUCUAAUCUAUGUCCCGUUAAUACAGUAAUAAUGUUCAACUGAACAAGAAUCUGGGAAAUGUACACUUCUAAAGUGAAAUUUUGUUGUAUAACACUGAAUUUAUUAUUCAAUUACAUUGACAGCAUAAUAAUUUAUGAAAGUAUUUGUUAUAUCCGAGCGAAGAUUAAACCAUGAGUAACUUCUGAGACGUAUUAAUUGACUAAUAUGAUCCAUACAUUCUUAUGGUAUAAGUAUUCAAUAAUUAGAUUAUGUAUAUUUAUAUUCCUCUUAUUAUAAGCUUUAUUUUGACCUAUAAUUUAUUAUUGUACGAUUUACUGUUCUUAAGCUAUGUUCAGUUUAUUGACUACUGCCUCCCACGUUCACAGUCACUUUUUGGCUUUAUUGUGUACAAAUGUUAUUUCCUAUUGUAUGGUGCGUUGCGGUCUGUUUGGUUGAUAUGUAAACCCAGUAUGUCUAAAAUAAAUGAUUCGAUUCGCAUAUUGGAAGCAGGUAUUUUGUUGUUCUGGAUUCAAGUGGACGGGCUAGGCGGACAUAGGACCAAUGAGGACGCUAGGCUGCUCUUACCGGUUGAAAGUUAUUGGUUUGGCACAGUGCUAAGAUUGUAUAAGUCGUAUUUUGAUUGAUGGAUAAAUCACGUGAUAAAAAACCGGACAUAAAGUCAUAACAAUAUUCUUUUGAAGUUUCAAGACGUUAGUGUUCAGAAUUCAAUCACUAAACGAACAUCAGUAUCAUCACAGUGAUUAUCUUACUCACAAUAGGACAAAACAUGUAAUAGACAGAAAAAAUUAAAGAUACUAAAAAAGAUAAAAGGUAAAAUUUUUGAAGUUUUCUAUUAGUGAAAGCUAAAUAAUUUACCAGAAACGUUAGUUUCUAAUAAUAAUAAAUUAUCAAAUAUGGUCACUACGAAAGAAAUUUUAUGAAGCAUAUUGUUUAAGCUUCAUUGUAUACAUUCACUUGGUGCUGUUUUACUUGUAUCUUACCACUGUUAUUUAGGACUGUAAUUGAUCAGUCUCUCUCUUAUUGGUAUAUGUGCAUCCUGUAUGAAUUGCCUCGAUAUUUACAAGCAUUAUAAACAAAGAUGAAUAGUGGUUAGUAGUUAAAUUCAGAACGCACGUUUCGUCCUAUUUGGGACUCGUCAGCUGGAUAUACCUUCAUCCCAGAUUUGAUGUUCACUCCAGGACUCGAACUCUGGGAUUCAGGUGUAUCCAAUUGACAAGUACCAAAUAGGACGAAACGCGUGUCCUGGAUUCCACUGCUAGCCACUAUCCAUCUUUGCUUAAAAAUUCAUUAUAUACAUAUUCAAUCAUUUCUAAUUCAAUGAAUACCCCUAUUAAAUUGACUAUCAACAACUAUUCAAUGUUUUUAGUGGUUUAAAACUAAUAAAAAUCUAUUAUUUGGUUAAUGUCAUAUUAUACUUUCUCAUUUAUCAAAGUUAUAAUAAUCGUAAUAAGCAUACGAUUCAUAAAAGUAAUUUCAGUUCAUUUUAACAAGUACCUGAAUUUAUACUUCUAGUCACUAAGACUACACACUGUCUCCUCUUCUACGCUGAGGUUUGUUACAGGGCAAAGUUAAAAGUUUAACCAGUAAGUAUUAAAAAAGAUGGACGAUAUUAUUUCAUAAAUGAGUCGUUCAGAUUUCUUAUGACAAUAUAAUAUUUAUGAAAAAGGUAAUAUCAAUAAGAAUGAACAUUAGCUAAAUAGAAUUUUUUAAAAUAAAAGUAAUACUAUCAUCAUGGUUAUAGACCAUCUUGAGUGGUAACUUUGUUGGUUAUUAUUGGCUAAUCAAUUGACUUUUACAGUUGUUAUAUUCCCUCAGUUAGAUUAUUCAAUUUUGUAACGUUCGCUAUUGUUGUGGACAACAUUAUCUGAGUCUAUUUUAUAUUGAAGUAAAUAUUUAGUUAAUCUGAACGAUACACUAUAUAGGAUAGAACACAAGAAGAGAUAAAGAUGACAAAAUCUACGAGAACGACUAAUAACAAACAAAGCCAUCACAAUGAACUGAUAUAACACUUGAAAAAUAACAAAAACGCUCAUUUCUGUAUGAAGUAGCCACUGAUGAUGGUCUCCAGACAACAAAUCAAAAUUUUAAAAUUAAACCAUCUAACUGAGAAAACAAAAUUAAAAUCACUCGUUUAUUUUAGUCACUAACUAACCAAAAUGAAUGCACCAUAGUAACUAAUUUAAAAGAAGAAAGGCAUAAUUUUCUGAUCAGAGAUAUUAGCACUCAUGAAUUUUAUCUGAAAUACCUACAUUUAAUAUUUCUCUGAUAAAUCAUUAAACUUGAAGUCAUAUGAUCUAGAAGUGUAUUUGUAAUUCAUCUAUCUUAGGAACUAUUAAAAAUAAACAAGCCAAAAAUACAAAUAUGCCCAAGUUUCAACUAAUCAAAAUAACAUGCCCUGCCUAACCUUGAUCAUCUGACAAUUGAUAAAAGUACCGGAACAUAUGUAAUAUGUAAUACUAAUUACUUUAUAUUCUUUCUUCCAUUCAUUAUUGAUCAGUUGUUAUUUACGGUAGAAACACCCACGUAUUUUCCUACACCCAUGGUGUAUGUCAUAUAUUUUUGUUGUUGUUGGGUUUAUUUAAGGGGAAAAUUCAUUGAAAUUGGAGCGUAUAAUUUAUUAAAUAUGCUUAGUCUUCAAUUGAAUUCUAUUUUAUAUCUCCUCAUAUUUAAUUGUGUUAAUAAACUUGAUGGUUUAAAAUUAUCAAAAUUAUGUACAACUCUUACAGUUAAUCUAAGAAGUCAAAUAAGUAUCAAUCGAAAUGUAAGCUUAAUCGUAUCAUCAUCAUCAUCAUCGGAUAUGCAGUCUGACUUAAAUCAACUAAAGUAUCAAGAUAAAGUAAUGAUGGAUGAUAAUGGAUUUGAAUUACGUAUUCGAAGAGUAAAUGAUGGUGUUAUGAUUGAUGAAUGGUAUGAACCUGGAAGAAAAUAUUAUAUAAUAUUGACAAAUCGAUUUCAUUCAGUAGGAUUUCGUGAUGGAUUAAUAUGGAUUGAACCUAAUAUGAAUAAGGAAAAAAUGAUGAUGAAUAUAAAAAUGGAUUCAUCAAUUCUUGUGGAUAGUAAAUCACUUAAUGGACAACUCAAUUCAAACACAGUAAGUCGAAUGUUUCAUGGAUAUAUUUAUUUACUUAGAUCAAUUCAGACCAUUCGAAUAGAUCGACUCGAUUAUUGAUAAAGUUGUUGAUGAUUGAGAUUUAUAAAUAUGUAGAUUGGAACAGAAAUCAAAUUAACAACCUUCAAUUUUCGCUAUGAUAAAGGUUUGGUUCAUUUCUUAAAAGUGAAUUCUGUUAGGGUUGACUAUUCUAGAAACUUAAAUAUUACUAAAUUUAUGUAACUUGAAAAACUAAAGAAUGAUACAAAUCAGUCGUAAUAAGUGUUUAAAUGCUGUGGGUGGUAGAGGAUAACAGUUAUUCUAGUGAAGACAUCAGGAUGAAUGUUUCGCAGUUACUUUUUUAUACAGGUUUGUUACAUAUACAAUUGAAGUAAAAUAUUUUAUUCAGGGGCAGCAGUAACCAAAGCUGUGCUGAAUCUAUUCACAGAAUUUGUUCAUAAAUCUUUCUUUUUAUUUCGUACAAAGGUAGACACCUACCAUCGCCUCCUAAAAAAUCCCAUGUAAUGAAUCCUAAACAGGUAUCACAUAAGUUCGACAGUUGGGAGGUAAUAGUUUAUUUCCUGUUUCUGAAAGUUCAAUUAAGCAUCAAUUUUUCAUUGAAAUUUCCUUCGUUACGUCAUGUCUCAAAAUGGCAAAUUUCAUUACGGAUGGAUCUACUAUUACUUCUGCAAAGAUUCUUAUCCAAAUAACUUUAUCAAUGAUUGUUUUAGAUCCUAUUACAGAACAAUCUUUAUAAAAUAAGUUACUUAUCAAUCACUUUUCUUAGAAUCUUUAUUUUAUUGAAUCAUUUUUUAACUUUCCUUAGUUAACAGAUAAUAUGAGCAAUUACUCUUCUAGAGAGUUAGGUGAAUGGAUUCAUUUAACUAAUCAGGAUCCAAAUAAUAAUAUUUUAUCUGAUUUAUGGACAACAGAGACAGCAGUCACUCAAACAAGAUUAGGUUGUGAAGGUCUUACAGCUGAGAAGAUCUCACGUACUCAAAGACUUGUUACAAAAAUGAUAGUUAUAUGGAAAGCACCAUUAAAAGAUAAAUGUGGUUGUAUCAAUAUUAAUGCAGCUGUACAAACACAUAAUGAACAAAGAGAAAUAUUUUCCGCUAUAGGUAAGUAAUGACUGAUAUGCUUUUGAGUAUUGAAUACAUUCAAUGAUUGCUUAUUAUUUGUUUCUUUAAAUAAAGAUCACAAGAACCAUAUCAAUAAAAUUUAUAAGAUCCGGAUUGAACUGAUUUAAAAACAUACCAGCACUAUUAAAACACGGAGUUUUAUCCUAGAAAAAGACAACUACAAAUACUAAGAGGGUAAUGAAUAAAUAAACCUGAAACAUUUUCAUUACCUCUGAGUAAUAACGACAAGACACACCAAUGGUUGAAUUUUAAAAUCGUAUCAAAUUUUUAAAGGUCACUAAGAUAUAAAAAUAAAUACUUUGUAUAAAAGUAAAUCCCUGACAUUAUAAGCACACAUGGAUGGUGGCUGGCAGUGUAAUCCAGGAAACGCGUUUCGUCCUAUUUGGGUUUCGUCAGCUGGAUGUACCUGCAUCUCACAGUUCAUGUUUACUCUGAGAUUGAAACCCAUUACCGUUCACUUCAAAUACCAUCACAUUAUCCACUUACCUAAUGAGUUCUGAAACCCACUUGCUUGUGCAAUGGGGUGCAGUUAUAUUCACUUGGUGUUGUUUACUUAUAUCUUCCCAUCGUUAUUUAGGACUGCAAUCGAUCAGUCUCUCGUUCGCAUAUGUGCUUUAUAAGCAAAGAUAGAUAAUGGUUAGCAGUGGAAUCCAGGACGCACGUUUCGUCCUAUUCGGGACUCAGCUUGUGACUUCAGGCAAUAUCAAGACAGCCUGCACAAGAUACACAUAUGCCAACGAGAAACUGAUCAAUUACAGUCCUAAAUAACAAUGGGAAGACACAAGUAAACAACACUAAGUGAAUAUAAAUCCCUUACACUUUAUUAAUUCAAACGACUGCUAUAUACCAGUUAAUUAACGUAUUUGAGGAGUUUCACAAGUCCUCAUGGUCAUUGGUUAAGUACUGUCAUAGUCAUUAAAAGCUCAUGAGACUACGAACAAUACGCAUCGAAUAUAUGUCGCUACAGAAAUAUCCUACUAUCUAAGAGUUGAUGUUCUUUAACUUUGAGAAAUGGUCUUUGAACCUAAAACCAAAUGUUUCAAGCAUCUGAACACAGAUCUUAUAAUGGCACUGUUCGAACAUUAUUAUUCUUAAGCUUACGAAAACUAUUUUGGUACGUCCCUUAGUUCAGUAUUAACUAAUGAUCGUGGACCUGAUAGAUAAGAGUGUGAAGUGAUGGUCAUUCAAAUAAUCCACUAAAUUUCAUUGGAGAUAUAGAUGUCAGCAAAUAUGACUUAUUUUUAUUUAUGGAUCAAAUUGUUCUUAUUCAAUGCUCUGUAUUUCUAUUCCAUAUAUUAUGAAGGUGGUUUGACCAAAACACUUUGUCCAAGUUAUACACGACCACCAAGUCCUGUUCUUCCAGCUUACAUGUUACCUGCAAAUGAUAGAAAUGUCGAAAAUUCUAUAAAGGAAAGAACGAUGAAGUUAUCACAUGAUGAAUUUAUGCAUUUGGAUAGUAUGCAACCUCAAGACUGUUGUGCAUGUGGUUCAGCAACUUAUAAGCUCACCUUUACUGGUAUGUGGACUAGAGCAACACAUCCAAAAGACUGGCCCGUCCACAAUCCUGGAGCACUUCACUGGACUAACCUUAUCGGUGCUAGUCACUCACCAAGUUUCCAAAUUUACCGUAUGGGAGAACCAGCAAGUGCUGGAGUUCAAGCUGUUUGUACGUAUGGUGACACAACUGUGAUGAAACAGUCACUCGGGAUCGCUGCUACAAACACAGGUUCUUUAGGAGGAGUUCCAUCUGGAACUCAAAGAGGUUCUACCGGUAUCGGACCGUUACUAAGUCUAGUGUCUGCUCCAGGCAUGUGGGGAGAAGAAGCUCUUGAAGAGACGAGAACAACUUAUGUUGGUGUAAAUAGAACACAUCCUUUAAUAUCAUUUUUAACAAUGCUUGGACCCAGUCCUAAUUGGUGUACAGGUAUUUCCAGUCAGUCAGUUUGUCAAGCGGACUGCACUUGGGUAAAAAACAUUGAAAUUGACUUAUUUCCUUGGGAUGCUGGAGCUCGUAACGGUGAUACAUAUCUUCCUAAAAAUUCAGAUAACAAGGUAACUGUCUUGUGGUAUGAUAUUUUUGUCUGUUAGAAACUGCUGACGUACUAUGAAUAUUAAUAACUCCGGGAUCCUGUUAGAGAAUGUAAAGUUCAAUUUUAGACAUAAAAUUUAUUACUUAAAUCACUUUCUAGUAGGACAGUAAGAUUAUGUUUACUAGUUGUUUAUUAGAUGGUAGCCAACACCAUUGUUCUCUAAGAUACAUAAAAACUCAAUAUAAUUUCUUGAGUUUUGUUAAAACGCUUGAGUAAACAUCAGGAAAAUUCAAUCAAUAUAUUUUUAUUUCUGUACAACUCAUCAGAGAAAUACUUCAAUUUCAAGAACGUUGACUGUUUACCUUGGACGUCAGUCAGUAACGAGUUCAGCAAUUUUAUUAAUUAUUAUUUAUUCAAACACAUAAACAUUGGUACAAGGAGGCACCAAACAGAUAUACACCACAUAAAUCAUUCGAUUCGUGUGAGGGCUGGGAUACUGUCCGAAGGUGCAAACCGAAGCAAGUGGUUUUCUUAGGGGGCCAUACUCGGAACCUUUGACCUAAAGGUCUGAUCCACAAGGCAGUGGAGCGACGUAGAGGGAUGCAGUCACAUGGUAGUCGAUGUCCAACAGUUGGUUCAUACGUCAUUUUUUUCCUCAGGAUCCUUGAGCUCAUGUACACUAUUGGUUUGGAAUGAGAGUUAUCCGACUCUCCUAGGUGGACUCACCGUGUCUACCGGCUCGGUUAAAGUGCCGGACAUUCGCUUUUCGUCCUCUCAAUUUCGAAAACAACAGUCAUGCCGCGAGAAGGCAGUGAGUAGGACUUGUGUAGCAGUAGUUGUAUGCACGUGGCCAUGUGAGAGCAUUUGGAGAGGAAGAGCUGACUCUCAUGACUCUCAGAUGCACCAGGGCAUUUGGGGGUUACAUAGUUUGAAACAACCAGGAUUUUAAUUGACUCUGAAAUUUAUUUUCAAUCGGUGGACUCUAAAAUUUAUUGUGUUUGUUUAAAUACUUUGUGAAUACCAAAUUAGGGAAACAAGAAAAUAUCUCGACCAUCCAAAUAAGCUUUGAAGCUUAAGUAGAGAAUUUCGUAGGAUUACUUCUGUAAACCAAUGCACCGUUGAAAUAAUAAAAUAAGUUAGACUGUAGUAAAUAAACCGAUUUUGGGAAACUAGAAAUAAUGCCGAAUAACUAUCAAAUUAUUACCCUAUUGCUACAUAAAAUAUUCAUCGACUUGUCCAUCAAAUCAUUGACAAUUUCAAAUAUUGUGUAGUUGGGCUUAGUGCGGAUGUGGUGUGUAGUGGCUGACACAGAUGAAAUACAAUUAGCCGAAUUCCAAUCAUUGGGUCUUAUUAUUACCAAGUUUUCUAGAGUUUAAUCACAAAAAUCACUUUGGAAAAACAUGCACUAGUCAGAUUAUUAGUUGAAAAGUUUUUGGUACUAAAUGCAAAGAUGGAUAGUGGCUAGUAGUGGAAUCCAGGACACGCGUUUCGUCCUAUUUGGGACUCGUCAGCUGGAUGUACUUGCAUCUCACAGCUGAUGUACACUCCAGGACUCGAACCCAGUACCGUUCACUUCAAAUGCCAUCGUGUUGUCCACUUACUUACUGAGUCCUGAUACCCACUUGCUUGUGCAAUGGGGUGAAGUUUAAAUUCACUUAGUAUUGUUUUCUUGAAUCUUCCCAUUGAUGUUUAGGACUGCAAUUGAUCAGUCUUUUAUUGGCAUACUGUGCGUAUUGCCUCGAUAUAGUCUUAGUUCACUCCAUGGAUAAAUAUAUAAUUUUUUUUCCAAUUUACCGUUUAUUAAUGACUGCAUCUUACAUUUUGCGAUCCAAAAUAAUAAAGAUUGUUGUAAGUAUACACGUCCUUGGAUAUGAAUUCGUAUAUACCACCACUUCUACAAAGAUCAAUUUGUUAUUUAUCUUUCUGUAUCUAUGUCAUUUGAAAUCGGGUUAGAGUAAAGAGUAAUUCAAACAUUUCUUGUUUUUAAAGUCUCACUUAAAAACGAUUUGCGUUAUUUAAAUAGUAUAUGGACGGAGGAAAUGAGUAUAAGAUUUAUAUACUUUUUGGCUACUUGUAGUGUUAAAGUACAUUUUAAAUUUUGAUCUGGGUGAGUAAGUUGAAGAGUGAUAAAUAUCAUGUUCAUCAAUUGUUUAACCCAUAAAAUAUCCCGAAUAACUUUUAUAUGUAUACAGGAUGUUCCAGAACCUAUUCGUUUUAUCACCAGAGACUGGAUGCCAAAUAGUCCAUUCACGCCAGGCGUCCCGGUAGCAAAAUUAAUCUUGGAGAGAGUUUUACCUAAUGAAUCAUGGGAAUGUACUUCAAAGUUGUACGAUGGGGUGGAGCUAUUUCAUGCCGAUGGAAGUACAGAAACAGUAGGUUCCAGACCAGGAUCCCAAUCUAAUAAACAUUCUCCGAUAGUCCAGUCAGUUAUAGGGGAUUUAACAGGUGCACUACCAAAGAAAACUCGAAACAAAAUUGGUAGUGGUGGAGUAGGCGGAACACGAAUUACAAGUGGAGGACUAGGUGGGGAUGAUCCUCUAUCAGAUCCAAGUUUGGCACAGAUGGCCACAUUUCUAUGUGUUACAAGUCCUUGGUCAGCCUGGGGGUCGUGUUCAGUUACCUGUGGUGUUGGUCGUCGAACUAGACAACGUGACAUGCUGAUCAAUAAGAAGACAGAGCUUUGUCAACAUGUUCCAUUAGUUGAAGAAGAGUCUAAAGUUGUUCACCAUUAUAGUUAAUAACUGAAAAUGAAUUAAAGAAACAAUAAUUUCGAAAACCAAGGAAGUGAUGGAUCCCACAAGGCACUAGCACCAACUGAUAUCCUGCGAAACCUUCAAGAAAACAAGAACAAUGAAUACACCAUUCAACAACGGGCAAACAAGAACAGAGAAGGCCAAUACACAGGCCAAAUACAUAGAAGCAAGUGAAUGAAGAAGAAAAUUAGACCAGAUAAGCGGAAGUAUGUGGGAAACCCACCAGAGACAGCGAGAAAACCUGAUAGGGAAGGGAAACAUGAGACAACUAUAUGGGAUAACGAAGAAACAACUGUCAGUCAGUGUCAAGACAGUUCUGUUUUAAAGAGCUAGGACUUGAAGAACUAUUACUAGCAUCAUCAAAAGGGUACAGGUAUUUAUAAAUAGCUGUCUAUCUAAGAUACUCUAUAUCUUCUGACUAGACACUGUCAGCAGCAAUCUAAUGUGGUAGAGAUCAAAACAACUUUCAGAUGAAGAGGGAAUUGGGAAAAUAUUCUGGAGAUGGAUAAGUCACACUUGGAGGAAAUCGCGAAACCUCAUCACAAGGCAAGCCUUAACUUGGGAUCUUCAAAUAAAAAUGAAUAGAGGCUGACAAAGGACACAUGGAGUCGGGAAUCUGGCACAGCCAUCAAAAGAACGAAUAGAACUUACCAAAAACUGGAAAGAAGAGACUAGGACAGAGUUGAUUAGAGAAUCGUGGUGGACGUCCAAUGCUACCCCAUGAGGGAUAAAAGGAUCAUGUGAUGGUAUAAAACGCACAUGUGAUUUCAGUGCUAUGUGCAGCUUAUUACCAUGGACUGCUUGGACCCCAUGUAAUGCUACUUGUGAUAAACCGCAUGGAUGGCAAACACGUACACGUUAUUUAGCCCGCUCAUCAGAAAAGAAUUAUUGCGAACAUAUAUUUCAAAGUGAAACCGAGUCAAACAAUGGUACUUUACGAGAAUUGAGGGAAUGUCAGCCAAAAGAUACAGAUUGUGAUCCGGCUACAAUAUGUUCAGAGGGUAGAAAAGAUGGUAUAGAAUGUGGUGAAAAAGUUUUAGCAUACUACUAUAGUGCUAUUGAACAUGCAUGUUUACCAUUCAAAUAUUUAGGAUGUAAAGGUGGGCGUAAUCGAUUUCCUACAAAACAAGAUUGCGAAGAUUUAUGCAUUCCAGCUGUUGAAGCACUACCUAAUUGGCGAAGAGAACGGAUAGCUUUAUUACAAUAUCAAACAGCUCAAUUAGCUACAGACAGUAAUGAUUUUAAAAAUCAAUCGAUUUCUCCAGCUAAACACUGUUCUCAGGUAAUGGACCCUGGUUAUACUUGCAUGGAUGAUAACCCACCACAGAAUAGAUGGUACUUUUGUCCCCGCCUACGAAGAUGUCGUGAUUUUGAAUAUCGUGGUUGUGGUGGUAAUGAAAACAAUUUUGAAACAUAUCAUGGUUGUUUAUCUGAUUGUCUCCCGUUAGAAAUGGAGAAGCUACGACAAAUCAAUAAGGCACGUAUGGCUAGCAUGCGUACAUACACAAAUGACACUUCUAUGAUCCAUAAUAAUGCAACAAAUAAUCAUACCGCUAUCUCUAUACAAAAAUCAGUGGAUGAUAAAAAUGAUGUUGAUUCAUUAAAUGAAAUAGAACAUCAAAAAUUAAAUGAUAUAUCGGGUCAUAAACAAGAUUGCAUAAUGACUACAUGGAGUGGUUGGAGUCCAUGCUCAGUAUCAUGUUCUCAUCAAAAAGGUACGCAAAUGCGUUGGAGAUAUAUUGAAAAACCUUCAAUGCAUGGUGGGAAUUCAUGUGGUACACUUUUUGAAAAACGUGAAUGUCAUGGAAUCGCAUGUUAAUAUAAUCAAGAAUAUACAAAGAAAAUUCAUUCUUACUGUAAAUUCAACAAUUAACGUACUUCUCAAAGCAUUGAAUGCUUUAUUCCAUCAUCACAUGACAACAACAAAAAUCUUUUUAAAUACUCAGAAAUCAAUAAAUGAUCAGUAAUAAUGUCUCCAAGGUAUUUGUUUGAGCACUCAAGCUCAUAUAAACAAACAAUACUUAUUUUCAUUCAAUUCAAUAUCUUUAUUUACACUUCAUAUAUGUAGCCAUUUUUAAUAAAUAAAUUAAUAUCCUCUUACAUUACUUUUGUGAGGUUCCCCUAUUUACAAGUAGUCUAUUACUGAGAAUUUACAUCAAUAUUAUGUCAAACAUUUAAUGACUCCUAAUUUUUAUCUCCCCAAUACAAUAUGAACUCAAUAUAAACAGUCAUAACGUUAAAGAUCUGUUACGAAUUUGAAUAGUCGAGUCAAUUAGGCACACUUCAUGAAUAAUCAUUGAACAUGAUGAAUAUCUAAUACGAAACUAAAAAUUAUUUCACUGUUUAAGAUUUACUAGUGAAGUCAAGCGUAUUUCAGUGAUUGAAAAGUAAUCACAAUUAUUACUAACAAAUGGGGUGGGGUGGGGUGGGGGGAAAUUCGGUAAUUUCUAGUAACGAUCUAGAUAAUUAAACAAAAUCUAACUUUUCUCAUAAGUAAACAAAGACGUUGUAGAUACGAUUGAUUGCUUGA
Messenger RNA from Schistosoma haematobium, 14610 nucleotides. RefSeq lists its product as uncharacterized. Gene Ontology annotation, biological process: cell adhesion. Gene Ontology annotation, molecular function: serine-type endopeptidase inhibitor activity. Gene Ontology annotation, cellular component: extracellular matrix. The transcript is spliced from 4 exons. The record is from RefSeq and is a predicted model, not a curated record. The coding region runs from base 12856 to 13899 and encodes 347 amino acids. NCBI's taxonomy places the organism in Eukaryota, Metazoa, Platyhelminthes, Trematoda, Strigeidida, Schistosomatidae.